GGGCGGGGCGAUCGCGAGCGCAGCCCGGGGCCAUGCAGCGCCGGCAGCCCGCCGCCGCCGCCGCCGCGCGCCGCUGAGCCGCCUCCCUCGCCCGCCCUCGGUCCUCGCUCGCGCCAGCCAUGAACUUCCCAGGCGGGCCCGGCCAGAGCCCCGGGCAGCCGCCGCCGCCGCCGCGAGACCCGCCGAGCCUGGCGGCGCCGGGGGGUCCGGGCGGGCCGGGCGCGGGCGGCGCGCCGCAGCCGCAGUUCGGCCUUUCCAACUCGGCGGCCAUCCGCGCGGAGAUCGGGCGCUUCGAGUCGGUGCACCCCAACAUCUACGCCAUCUACGACCUCAUCGAGCGGGUGGACGACCUGGCGCUGCAGAACCAGAUCCGCGAGCACGUCAUCUCCAUCGAGGACUCGUUUGUGAACAGCCAGGAGUGGACGCUGAGUCGCUCUGUGCCAGAGCUCAAAGUGGGGAUCGUGGGCAACCUGUCCAGCGGGAAGUCCGCCCUGGUGCAUCGCUACCUCACAGGGACCUACGUGCAGGAGGAGUCCCCGGAAGGAGGCCGAUUCAAGAAGGAGAUUGUGGUGGACGGGCAGAGUUACCUGUUGCUGAUUCGCGAUGAAGGGGGGCCUCCAGAGCUGCAAUUUGCUGCCUGGGUGGAUGCCGUCAUCUUUGUCUUCAGCCUGGAGGAUGAAAUCAGCUUCCAGACUGUCUACAACUACUAUCUGCGCCUCUGCAGUUACCGAAACACUUCAGAGGUGCCCAUGGUGCUGGUGGGCACACAAGAUGCCAUCAGCGCCACGAACCCCCGGGUGAUCGAUGACUCCCGAGCCAGGAAGCUCUCCAAUGACCUGAAGCGCUGCACCUACUACGAGACAUGUGCCACCUACGGGCUCAACGUGGAGCGCGUCUUCCAGGACGUGGCUCAGAAGGUGGUGGCCCUGCGCAAGAAACAGCAGCUCUCCAUUGGGCCCUGCAAGUCCCUUCCAAACUCGCCCAGCCACUCCUCUGUCUCUGCUGCUUCCAUACCCUCCGUCCACAUCAACCAGGCUGCCAACGGGAGCGGGGCCUUCAGCGACUAUUCCUCCUCCGUGCCCUCUACCCCGAGCAUCAGCCAGCGAGAGCUGCGGAUCGAGACCAUUGCUGCUUCCAACACUCCCACGCCCAUCCGCAAGCAGUCAAAGCGCCGGUCCAAUAUCUUCACAUCUCGAAAAGGCACUGACAUCGAGCGGGAGAAGAAGGCCCCAGAGUGUAAGGCGGACACGAUUGGCAGCGGGCGGGCCAUUCCCAUUAAGCAGGGAGUCCUCCUGAAGCGCAGUGGAAAAUCCCUCAACAAGGAGUGGAAGAAGAAGUACGUGACUUUGUGUGACAAUGGAGUCCUUACCUACCACCCCAGCCUCCAUGACUAUAUGCAGAACAUCCACGGGAAGGAGAUAGACCUGCUGAGGACCACUGUGAAGGUGCCGGGCAAAAGGCUUCCCCGGGCCGCCGCCGCCACCUCUGCCCCUGGUGCCAGCCCCAAGACCAACGGCCUGGCCAAGGAGAGGAGCGCCCUGCCAUUCCCCGGAGGAUCCAGUGCUCCCCACUCAGCCAGCAGCACCUCUCUGCAUUCGGAACGCUCGGGCAGCGGCACGAACCUGGGGGGGUUCAGCCUGAAGCCGGAAGGCAGCGGCAUACACCAGCGUUCCUACUCUGUCUCCAGCGCGGACCAGUGGAGCGAAGUGGUUGUGAUCCCCAGUGGCACGCCCAACCCAGCCAAUGGUGCCGGCGACUCCCUGAGUUCCAGCCCCAACGUCUCCAGCACGGCUAGCCCAAAGCUGGAGCCCCCGCCAUCCCCUCAUGCCAACCGGAAAAAGCACCGUCGGAAAAAGAGCACGGGCACGGGCCGGCCUGAUGGGGCAGGCACCGUGGCUGAAGAGCAAGAGGAGUCCUUUGAGUUCAUCGUGGUCUCCCUGACGGGCCAGUCCUGGCUCUUCGAAGCUUCCACGGCGGAGGAGCGAGAGCUUUGGGUGCAAGCCAUUGAGAGCCAGAUCCUGGCAAGCCUCCAGGGCUGCGAGAGCAGCAAAAACAAGUCUCGACUGGGGAGCCACAGUGAUGCGGUUGCCAUCCAGUCCAUCCGCACAGUGCGCGGCAACAGCUUCUGCGUGGACUGCGACGUGGCCAACCCCGACUGGGCCAGCCUGAACCUGGGGGCGCUCAUUUGCAUCGAGUGUUCCGGCAUCCACCGCAACCUGGGCACGCACCUCUCCCGCGUUCGCUCCCUGGACCUGGACGACUGGCCACUGGAGCUGGUGAUGGUAAUGACGGCCAUCGGAAACGCCCUGGCGAACUCUGUGUGGGAAGGCGCCACUAAGAGCUACCCCAAGCCGGGUCCUGAGAGCUGCAGGGAAGAGAAGGAGUGCUGGAUUCGGGCCAAGUAUGAGCAGAAGCUCUUUCUGGCACCCUUGCCCCACUCGGAUGUGCCCCUGGGCCAGCAGCUGCUGCGGGCUGUGGUGGAGGAUGACCUGCGGGCGGUGGUCAUGCUGCUUGCCCAUGGCACCAAGGAAGAGGUGAACGAGACCUACGGGGAUGGAGAUGGACGGACAGCCCUGCACCUCUCCAGUGCCAUGGCCAACGUGGUCUUCACCCAACUCCUCAUCUGGUAUGGAGUGGACGUGAAAAGCCGAGAUGCCCGGGGCCUGACUCCUCUGGGCUAUGCGCGCUGCGCUGGCAGCCAAGAAUGCGUGGACAUCCUGCUCCAACAUGGCUGCCCUGGGGAAGCCGCUGCAGGCAGUCUCACCCCCAGCUUGCCUCGCCGCAACAUCAACAACAAUGCAUCCGGCACUCCGCUCUCUGAGCCGACCUGCCCUGUUGGGGCCCCAGGAGCACUUGGUCCAAGCCUCUAAGAAGUUGGCAGCUCCUGUACCCAUGGCCCUCUCAGCAGGUCGCUGCAUGGUCUCACUGGGCAGCCUCCUUGUGACCCUCACCAUCCUCUUGGGGCCCGGAGAGACUGGAGCUUCUUGGAGGGGAUGGGGGUAUCCUUCUGCACUCUGCACCCACCCCCCAAGAAAAAGGGCACAUGAACACCACUUUGGGUGCCUGGGCAGGUGACCCCCUUGGCAACCCCCGUUUCUCUGCUUCUCCCCCACCCACUUUUCUGCUUCUGCCAGGACCUGCUGCAGGUCCUCUGCCUGGUGUGAGGACUCGUGGGGGAAGGGGGGGCAGUUUCAAUGCUGCUUGACAUUUCCCAGCAUCACUUGUCUCAAGUCAGUUGUGUAUAAAAUGUACAUUGGAAAUAUUUAUAUGACAGUCUGUAAAUAAGGUUUUCUGCCCUGUUGGUGUGUCUGUGUGUGCAAGUGUGAGAGAAUGUCCCCACAGCAGAGAAGCUGCAUAAUAAAGGAACUGCUCCACUUCC
Messenger RNA from Candoia aspera, 3379 nucleotides. It is a transcript of the gene AGAP3, whose product is annotated as ArfGAP with GTPase domain, ankyrin repeat and PH domain 3. The record is from RefSeq and is a predicted model, not a curated record. Lineage: Eukaryota; Metazoa; Chordata; Lepidosauria; Squamata; Candoiidae. Gene Ontology annotation, molecular function: GTP binding; GTPase activator activity; protein binding. Gene Ontology annotation, biological process: activation of GTPase activity. Gene Ontology annotation, cellular component: nucleus. The transcript has 18 exons. Bases 120 to 2870 code for a protein of 916 amino acids.